Corythoichthys intestinalis (scribbled pipefish) is the source of this 5611-nucleotide messenger RNA. Its product is annotated as cadherin-24-like. NCBI's taxonomy places the organism in Eukaryota, Metazoa, Chordata, Actinopteri, Syngnathiformes, Syngnathidae. The record is from RefSeq and is a predicted model, not a curated record. Gene Ontology annotation, cellular component: catenin complex; plasma membrane; adherens junction. Gene Ontology annotation, biological process: calcium-dependent cell-cell adhesion; cell morphogenesis; homophilic cell-cell adhesion. The transcript is spliced from 14 exons. Gene Ontology annotation, molecular function: cadherin binding; calcium ion binding. The coding region runs from base 244 to 3441 and encodes 1065 amino acids.
AUAACCCUUGUCGAGCCGAAUAUUGCAAGUGAAGACCCCCUCAAGUCGAAUUUUUGACUGGAGAAAUGGGAAUAUAUUUAGAUACCUGAGACCUGAGACAACCUUUCACCUUUCAAAAUGGCAGAGAAAGAACAAGGAGUUGUGACUGAAAUCUCUACAGCAUGGAGCGGAUUACAAGAAAGAUGGACGUUAAGGUUGCGCCGCUAAUCAGCUCCUCGCCGUGUGCCCAUUGAGAUCCCAGCGAUGAGAAGACUCGUCUUCUUUCUCUUGUUUUGUGGCGUCGCCUCGCAAGAUCUGGCAGGAAUUCCUCGAUUCGAACUCGGCACCGGACUGAUUGUCAAAGAGCCAAUAAAUGGGAGCGUAACUAAGCUACAUUUAAACUCUGGGAUGGGUCAGCGUCUUCGGCGGAAGAGGAGCUGGCUGUGGAACCAGUUCUUCGUGAUAGAGGAGUACAGAGGCCCUGAACCGGUGCUCAUCGGACGGCUGCACACGGACAUGGACCGAGGCGACGGGAGAACCAAGUACACGCUGGAGGGCGAAGGAGUUGGCUCGGUGUUUGUCAUCGACAGCAACACGGGCAACAUCCACGUCACAAAGUCUCUGGACCGCGAGGAGAAGGACCAGUACCGCCUGACCGCCACCGCCACCGACAGGCAGACUGGUCGCGCGCUGGAGCCUUCCUCGCAGUUCAUCAUACGAGUGCAGGACAUCAACGAUAACCCGCCAGUCUUCCCCGGAGAGCCUUACAUCGCCACAGUGCCAGAAAUGGCCAACAUAGGCACGUCAGUCAUCCAAGUGACGGCCAAGGACGCCGAUGACCCCACGUACGGAAACAGCGCCCAGCUAGUCUACGCCAUCACCGAAGGACAAGAUUAUUUCUCCGUUGAUCCUCAGACAGGCGUGCUGCGGACCGCCAUGCCCAACAUGGAUCGCGAGACCCAGGAGGAAUACGUGGUGGUGCUCCAGGCGCGAGAUAUGGGGGGGCACCUCGGGGGCCUGUCUGGGACCACCACCGUAACCGUCAGGCUGAGUGACGUCAACGACAAUCCUCCUCACUUUAGACGCAGUGCGUGGUCAUUUUCCGUGUCGGAGUUGGCAGCCCCGGGUGUCGAAGUGGGUCGCCUCACCGCCACGGACGCAGACGUGGGCGACAACGCACUGCUGGAGUUCACCAUCAUGGACGCCGAGGAGGCGCAGACGUUCAACGUGAGCGCCAGGGAGCGAGAAGCUAUCAUCGUGCUAAACAAAUUGCUCGACUACGAAACUCGCAAUUCGUACUCCUUCACCGUGGAGGUGGCCAACCCCCUGGUGGACCCCCGCUACCUGAAGUUGGGUCCCUUCAAGGACCAGGCCAUGGUCCGGGUCAUGGUCCUGAACGCGGACGAGCCCCCUCGCUUCUCCCAGACCUGGUACCAUCUAGACGUCUCGGAGAACUGCCCGCCCGUCUGCUCGGUUGGCCGCGUGCACGCCGUGGAUCCCGACACAGGGCAGAGCAGCAACAUCAGGUACUCCAUCGAUCCUCAGUCGGACCCCGAGGCUCUUUUCCGCAUCGCUUCCGACACGGGAUUCAUCAGCACGGUGAUGGAGCUCGACCGAGAGCAGGAGCAGUGGCACAACAUCACUGUCAUCGCCACACAGAGAGACAACCCCAAUCUCGUGUCGAGGGUGGUGGUUGCCAUAGAAACGCUGGACCAGAAUGAUAAUGCGCCGGAGUUGGACAGGCAGUACACCACGUCGGUUUGUGACUCCACCGCCCCGGGACAGGUGGUUCAGGUCCUACGCGCAGUCGACAGAGACCCGGGAUGGCAGGACGCUCCGGUCCACUUCAGCAUCGCGCCCGAAUCCAGCUCUGCCCUCAACCUAUCCAUCAAGGACAGCGGCGGCGCCACGGCUAGCCUGGUGCUGCAGUCGCCCUUAGAGCCGGCGCCCGGCUACUCGUCCUCCUUAGUCAGCCUCUACGUGCCCGUGGUUCUACGAGACGGCGCCUCGGGCCUGGCCAACACGGCCACGGUCACCGUGACCGUCUGCCCGUGCCUGCGGGGCGGCAUGCGGACUGAGGAGCGCAGCCCCCGGACGCGGGGCCGGCGUUGGGAGCGGCGUGCCGUGUGCCGCCCGUCGCCCUCCGCGUCACCGUCAGUCGUCUUCACGUUAGUUAUCUUGAUGGCGGCGCUGGCCUGUGUUACCACAUUGCUGGUGGUGUGCGCGCUGUCUCUGUCACUCCGGCGUCAGAAACGGGAUGCCCACUCAUCCUCCGACGACGACGACAUCCGGGAGAACAUCAUCUCCUACGACGACGAAGGGGGAGGGGAGGCGGACACGGCCGCUUUUGAUAUGGCGGCGCUGCAGAGCAUGCACAGGAUCCAGCAUGCGCACAGGAACAUAUGGUACACACAGCAGAGCGCGCCGACCCCCCGGGUCAGGACGUACAGCGUGACCCCGAAUCCCCACCCGGGCCCCGAGCCCGACCGGCGUCCGGGGUCGGCGCCGCUCUAUGGGCGGCUGUGCUACGGUGUCCACACGCUGCCCGUCCUUCGGGAUUAUUACUACCAAGCCGGACCGAUGCAGGCCGGCGUGCGGCUGCCUCUAGCGGCCAAGCGCCAAGUUGCAGCCCCUCCUGUCGUCGGUCACCAGCCGGUCCAGCAGCUCCCUCCCGAGGUCGGACGAGCGAGGGUGUUGGCGACCCAAACCCUGAGCAGGUUGAUGGGCAGGAGCGAAGAUGGAACAAAGAUAAAUGUCGACGCAAAUAACCAGGACUGUGUUAAGAUAGACCCUGCAGAGGUCCAGUCCGCUCCAAUCAGCGGUCCAGCUAGUCUGAGCUGCUCCGACCCUACCGGUUCCUCCUGCCAGAGUCCCAGCAGCUCGUCGGCCAACCAGACUCUGAUCAGCACCGGCGCCACCAGCUGCACCGUGGAGGACGCCGACACCGACUGUUCGCUUCCCUCCAUGUCCGAGCGGAGUUACCCCAACGCCAAGCUUCCCGUUUUCCCCAUGACGGACACGUACAGCAUCGUGGGCUCGCUGAACGGAACUGCAAACGCGACCGUUCUGCCGCGCGCCAGGACGAUACCAGUCGACCAACAGCCGUUACGGAUGGAGGACCUGCUCAACUUCCGUCUGAAUCGGGUGACGUCCGAUCCGUCGCAGCCGCCGUACGACUCGCUGCAGACUUACGAAUUUGAGGGCCGCGACUCCCGGGCCGAGUCGCUGAGCUCGCUGGAGAGCGAGGACGGGAAGGAUGAUGACCGGGACAAAGACGGGAAGGAACCCGCGGCGGGAGGAAUGGAGGAGCUUAACGUCAAGUUCCAGCGUUUGGUGGAGCUCAUCAGGGAAAGAAAGAGCAGGAAGGAACCGGAGGCAGGAGAGCCUCAGGCUCAGAUCGUCCAGGUUCAACCUCAGAGUGGCCAGGUUCAAGAGAAGGUGGUUCAGAAGUGGGACUUUUAAGGGAAAGGAUUUGCCAUUUCCGGUCCUAGGACACACUGGAGGGAUUGUGGUCCUGAUUUACUAAAUUCAAUGUUGGUGGACAGGACAUGAUGCCAAAUAGCAGUUAUUUAGCAGAAUUCAAUGUUUCAUUGAACCAGCUAAAAUAGGUGAAAAGCAGUUUUUAACCCUUUAUAGGGCAGUCAUUGAACUAAUUAGCUGCCAUUGGCGGUGCUAGACAUCCCAUCCAUUUUGACUGGGAGGACUCACAGCAAUCAAAUUAAGUUAAAAGACAAAUAAAUAAAUAUAGAAAUAUAAAUAUAUAAAAUUAAAAUAAAUAUAGAAAAUCAAGUUGUCAAUUAAAAUAAAUGUGAAAAUCCUAAAUUACAUUUACAAUUACAAUUACUGAUUAAAAAUAAUGAGAAAUAAAUAUAUACAACACAACGCUCAUGAAUAUAAUACAAAGAAUAUAACUUACAAGCGAUGUAUGUAUAAGGCACAAACAACAUGGUGAGAUGGCAAGAACUGCUGUGGUACACUGGCUGCAGCUCGCCGAUUUAGCUCUUUUUUUAUUCUCAAUGAGCUCACGAUGACACACAGGCAGGCAAUAGGUGGACAUGACAGCACUUCCAUUUGCAUAUUGGCCCAAAACCGAUAAUGAAAACGGAUCCAAUAUCAUUUUAAAAUGCUUUUAUCGGCCGAUAUUACAACUCUAAUUAUGUACUAAUCUAAUCCCCCAAAGCUUUUUAAUGUAUAUUUGUUAACUCAUUCACUGCUUACUAUAUCUAUAGUAGGCGUGUGCCAUCUUGGGCACCCCACGAUUGCGCACUUAUGGUCAGUUUUAGAGAUUCAAUUAAGACGUCAAUUUCCACCGCCAUCGUCUCUAAAAGUGUUGUAUUCUAACUGAAGAAUGGCUUAGAAGUCCUUUUGGGGAGACUUCACAAGUUGUAUGAACCAAUUCCUCGGAGAAUUAAGGGUGUAAUUGCCGCAAAAGGCGGACCUACACCAUACUAAAAUUAGUUUUUGUUGUUUUUUUAAGUUGUCUUCAUUAUUCUGUCCAAAACCUGUGUUACAUCAGUAGAAAGUGCUGGAACGUUUCAAAACUAAUUACACCUAAACACCAGCAGGCACACACAAUGUGGUAAGAUGGCAAGAACUGCUAUGGUACACUAGCUGCAGACGUUAGCUGGUUGAUUUAGCUCAUUUUUAUUUGCAAUGAGCUCACGUCGACUUAUGAUUACGUCAGCAGAAAGUGCUGGAACUUUUCAAAACUAAUUACACCUAAUGCCAGCAGGUGGUGUCAAAACACCGAAAACACAGGCAGGCACUAUGUGGACAUGAAAGCACUGCCAUUUGCAAUUGGACCAAAACCGAUAAUGAAAAACUGAUGAUUAUCCGAUAUCAUUUUAAAAUGCUUUUAUCGGCCGAUAUUAUCGGCUACCCGAUCAUAUCGGACAACUCUAAUUAUAAUUAUCAUUAAUUUAAUGUACUUAUCGAAUCACCCAAUGCUUUAUGAUGUACAUUUGUUGACUCGUUCACUGCCAGCUCAAGUAAAUGUGUAGUAUUUACAAAGUAUGUGCUCAUUUGCCCCUACCAGUCCAAAUGGAUUAGACGUCUAUCCCCGUCAAUGGCAUCAAUGAGUUAAAUACAGCUCAAUUUACAGCAUGUAUUGAAAAAGAUCCAAUCAAGUUGAUAUAUAUCUAUUUCCAGAAAAAAAAUUGUUUUGUUUUUUUUUUAAACGUAGAAACCUUUAGUAAAUCAGGACCUGAUUCCCUCGGUUGGCCUAGGAAUUCAACUGAAAGACCCGACCCUGGAUAACAACGAAAAAAUGGAUACAUCCACGCUAGUUUUUCCAGGAAUUCCCAGAAACGGCGCACAGCGUAUCACUAUCACCCCCUACCACCACCAUCGUCAUCUCACAUCCGCCGUGAUAGCAAAUGCACAGCAAAUCUUUGAAUUUACACACUGGCUAUUUAAUAAUGCACUUGGGCUUUCAACACAAAACCUAUGAAAAAUUCACCUUUCAUUGAAAUAUUGAUUUCCACCAACCAUAGCCUGAAAGUGUUAUUGUUGGAAAAUAGGCCUUCAUUCAAUAUUAAGCAGCAUAUGAUAUUGAAUAUGAAUUGGGCUGAUCUGAUUGGUUGUCACUGUGGACGCCUGCGGUGUUCGUUUGUCAAAUGUCAGUAAAACAACA